UAUAACUUGUUAUCAAAUAUCAUCAUCAUCAUCAUCAAUAUAAUCAUGAGUACUUACUCCAUUUUUCUCUUUGCAUUUUCUCUUUUUUUGUCAUUUUAUUCCCAUUUCAACAUUUGUGUUGCUUACACAUCAGAAGAAGAUAAUUAUGAUAGCAUAUAUGCUUAUGAUGAAAGUAGUGGAAGAGGACCCUCUCAAUGGGGUAAUCUUAAUGAGAGUUGGUACCUUUGUGGUAAUGGAACAAGUCAAUCUCCAAUUAACAUUUCAAGACUCCAAUUUACCCCAAAUUUAGGGGCUUUACAAACCCAAUACAAACCUGCUCAAGCUACUUUGAUCAAUAGGGGUCAUGACAUUUCGGUGAAAUGGAAUGGAGAUGCAGGAGGGCUCAACAUUAAUGGAACUAACUAUACAUUGAUGGAUUGUCAUUGGCAUACACCAUCUGAACACACAAUCAAUGGACGAAGGUUCGAUUUGGAGCUUCACAUUGUUCAUGAGAAUUCUUUGAAUGAGACUACUGUGGUUGGAAUUCUCUACCGAUAUGGCUUGCCAAAUCCCUUUCUUUCAACGCUGUAUGAUCAAAUAAGAUCUCUCGACAAUAAUACAAAUCGAGAAAUACCUUUAGGAAUUAUCAAUCCAUACAGUAUCGGGUUUGCAAACAAUACCGGAUAUUACAGAUAUAAUGGCUCUCUUACAACUCCUCCAUGUUAUGAGAAUGUACUUUGGACUUUGCUCACACAGAUUCAAACUGUUUCUCUUAGGCAAGUUCAAGCAUUAAAAGAAGCUGUAAAUGAUGGUUAUGAAGAAAACGCAAGGCCAAUUCAACCAAUAAAUGGAAGAACAGUGUACUUGUAUCCUCGAAGCCUUUUUUAAUGAAGGUUAAUCAUGGUGUAUAUAACUAUAUAUACACAUAUACAUAUACAUAUAAAUAUUAUAUAUAUUUAUACGUAUAAUACUAGUAGUUUUUGGCCAAGGUCAAUUACUCCUUUUGUGUUUUAAUAAAUAAAUAGAAGUUCUUACAAAAUAUAUAAAUAAAUAAAUAAAUGGAAGAACAGU
Molecule: messenger RNA, 1050 nt
Organism: Cannabis sativa
Lineage: Eukaryota; Viridiplantae; Streptophyta; Magnoliopsida; Rosales; Cannabaceae
Product: alpha carbonic anhydrase 4
Exons: 7
Coding region: 46-867 (273 amino acids)
Molecular function (GO): zinc ion binding; carbonate dehydratase activity
Source: RefSeq, a predicted model, not a curated record